CCUGCCUGCCAAUACUAGCCACGGACAUGGUAUCCUCCCCCGUCACAAGCGGAGCCAAGUUAGCUGGUGACUCCAGAAAUUUUCGCUGUAGCGUCUGCGAUAAAGCCUACACUAAGUUAGAGCAUCUUACGGUACGUUGUAAUCCUUACCCGUGGCAUUAUACCUCGACGCUAAAAUCAGCUCUAGAGACAUAAGAGAACACAUACAAAUUUGAAACCAUUUCUCUGCACGCAAUGUAAUAAAUCUUUUGGCAGACAGGAUGUGCUGAAUCGGCAUAGAAAGCUGCAUACGAGCAGGCGCGCCCACGCUCCCAACGCCAGUAUGGCACUUCAGCAGCAAGCUAUGACCAGCAAUGCAGUGCUUCCCGAAACACCGACAUCCCCUUUAAAUUCCCUAAGGUCGGUGAAUCUCGACUCAGAGCAACCCAGGCUUUUCGACCAGUCUCUCCUCGCUAGCCCCUAUACGCAUGAAUCGGAUAAUCUCCUUGACUGGCUGCUACCAGAUUUUAACAACAGUUCGUCGCUGCUAUUACCCAUGGCAGACAUCUCGGAUAAUUCCUAUCCACUGAUUUCAGCUUUAAGCUGUCUACGCUCGGUACCCCCAGCGGAUAGCCAGGGGAGCCAAGGGAGCCCGGGCCAGCAUGCGGUGGACGAACUUCACAAGCUCAUCGAUGAUCUAUCUACGAGACUUAACAGUAACUUACGCAACACUGGAGUUACCCCUCCGUUCGUGGAUGUGUGUCUAAGAGAAUUUUUUGGGCGAGUAUCUCCCUCCUUUCCGAUCAUCCACGAGCCUACGUUCUCCGUGCGGGACUGUAUCUCCCCUCUGUUGCUGAAUAUGGUUGCUCUGGGUUCUCUUUUUGUCUGUGUCACCGAUGCUGUGGAGCAAGGAGAGAUACUGUGGAAACUGGGGCAUACCGCGGUCGCAGCCUCCUGGCAGAGCCUGAUCAAACUGCGAGGGUCGCAGGACCAGUGUGAUGGUAUCCAGUUAGUCCUAACGGCUCUUCUGGGGCAAACAUACGCAUUACUUUCUCGCAAUCCCAGUAUUCGGACAACCGCCUUUGUCUUCCAUGGAUUAGGUUUUUAUUGGGCAAGGACGUCUGGCAUGUACACAGUGGAUGAUCUUCAACUAGCAACUAUACCCAAAGUGGAAGCAGAACCAGCAGUCAAGGAGACCGCCUGGCGCAUUUGGGUGGCCGCAGAAGUUCAACAGCGAGCAGUACUCGGACACUAUAUUUUGGACGGGCUCAUUUCACGAGCGUCAGGCUCCGCCGCUAGCGCUCGUCAUCUCACAAAUAAAAUCAGCGUCGCAUGUUCCGACGCUGCAUUCAUGGCCGAGACGGCCGACGAGUGGAUUCUUCAAAUGGAGCAGACAGAGCAUGUGCGGAUUCCAUUUUCGGAGCUUUUCAUCAGAAUAUGUGCAAACGAUUACACCAAAGCACCAUUAGAGCUCUCGCGACUUUCCAUCGCGGUCUUGCUCGAAGGACUGCAAUCAUUGAUCGCCGAACUACACGAUGUUGAUAGCCCUGCUUUGGGAAUCAUUACACGCUCACAGAUCUUCCAAGGUCUUCUAAACAUUUAUGAGGGCAAUCUCUGCAACUCCCGCAGCAUCGACUCCCUCCAGACUUUAAUCUGCUGGCAUGCCGUGUGUAUCGAGCUUUCCACCCCGACUAUAUUUCUCUACCGCCGCAUCUGCGACGCGUAUGAAUUACCGCUAGUCCUCAGCGGUAUUCCCGUCAAAGGCUUGCCGCGCCACUUCAACCUCACCAAUUGGGCUCAAAGUGUCGAAGCGUUCCGAGCCGUUCUCCAUGCGGUCUCCAUAAUACGUCUGUUGAACGAAAUACCCAGCGGUCAUACUCACGAAAUCCAUAUUCCCGGCUGCCUCUUUGCAUCUGCCAUGAUUCUCAUAGCUGUUCACCUUGGGAAUAAGAGCAGGGUCAAAAUACCCAAAAAUCUGCGAUGGCACGAUGUGUGGGUUGGUAUCAUAGCGGAAUGCGAUUUGGCCGGUGAAGCUCAAACAAGAGAGGACAUCGAUAAUAUGUCUGCUUCGGCUUCUACCUUGACCUCUGCUUCUCCUAGUCCUGUUGACUUCAGCGGGGCCAAGGAACUAAUCAAUUCGUUGAAUCCAACCGGCGAGAAUGAUGCAAUGACCUCGGUGAAUUUACUACACGAGGUGAAUACUUUACAGAUCAAUUUGAAGACAGUUGCCUCGCGGUGGUUAAUUUCGGCAGAGAUGGAGGAUAUUAUUGGGCGAUUGGCGAGGCUUCCUAGGCAAUAAUUAAUAAAGAGUCGAGCCCAAAGAAAGUAUGCUACUUUCUAACCCAGUCAGUGGAAUAACAUUCAAUACGAUAACAUUAUCGACUCGUCAACAUUGUGUCAAUAAUAGCCUUUUUCAAGUCUUUUUAAUCGUUACUUCCACCCACAUUUAUCGUUUCC
Molecule: messenger RNA, 2435 nt
Organism: Penicillium brasilianum
Lineage: Eukaryota; Fungi; Ascomycota; Eurotiomycetes; Eurotiales; Aspergillaceae
Source: the annotation of a GenBank genome assembly